AUGGCGCCCCACGAACCCCUCGAAUCCACCCCCUGGAUAACCACCCUCCUAACCGACCAAACCUACAUAACGACGCCCAUGCCCUCGCGCGUCCCCAAAUCAUCCACCGAAGACAAUUUCUUCGCCCGAACACUCAACACCCCAUCCACCAUCCCGGCUUGCAUCAUGCAGUACCAGCGUCCGGACCUCUCUUCUGGAGAAAAUCCAGGGGACGUGAAACGCCUCCGCCUCUUCGUCCGUCUCGCCGAAGACAUCACUGGAUACCCUGGAACGCUUCACGGAGGCGUCACGGCCAGCUUACUGGACGAGUGUAUGGGAUUAUUGCUGGGAGUGCGCGGGGAAGUAGGGCCGGCGGGAGAACGGUCGCGCGACGGCGCAUUGGCUGAGGUGCCUGUUACGGCUUAUUUGAAUACGAAGUUCAAGAGACCGGUUCCGGUCCCUGGGGAUGUGGUUAUCAAUGUGUGGCUGAGGGAGGGGGGUGAGCCCAGUACGAGGAAAUGGGUCGUUGAAGCGGAUGUGCGGGAUGAGGGAGGGAGAUUGUUGGCUGAGGGGGAGUGUCUAUCCGAACCUCGGUAA
Aspergillus candidus is the source of this 576-nucleotide messenger RNA. Its product is annotated as PaaI family thioesterase. The transcript is spliced from 2 exons. NCBI's taxonomy places the organism in Eukaryota, Fungi, Ascomycota, Eurotiomycetes, Eurotiales, Aspergillaceae. The record is from RefSeq and is a predicted model, not a curated record. The coding region runs from base 1 to 576 and encodes 191 amino acids.